Messenger RNA from Mucor mucedo, 561 nucleotides. Its product is annotated as S-adenosyl-L-methionine-dependent methyltransferase. The annotation marks the transcript as partial. Gene Ontology annotation, molecular function: methyltransferase activity. Lineage: Eukaryota; Fungi; Mucoromycota; Mucoromycetes; Mucorales; Mucoraceae. The transcript is spliced from 4 exons. The record is from RefSeq and is a predicted model, not a curated record.
CUUUCUUCAAGAAAUUAUCAAGCUCCUAUCGCAGAGCGGUUGGAAAAAGGAAUUGUUGUUUUGGAUAGUGCUUGUGGGGCUGGAGCACACUGGUCUAAAGCUAUGGGAGAAAAAUACCCUAGUUCUGUUUUCACGGGUGUCGACAUCUCAAAUGUUUUUCCCUCGGAGUCAUUCUCUAACAUCAAAUUUAAAAUGGGAAACAUCACAAAGAGUAUCCCAUUUCUCGAUGAAACAUUUGAUUUCGCUUUUCAAAAGUUGCUUGGUCUUGCUUUUACUAGUGAGGAAUGGGAUAGUAAUUUAAAAGAAUUGCAUCGUGUCCUGAAGCCUGGAGGUUAUAUUGAAUUGUCUGAGAUUUAUGGUGUAUCUGCUCAUAAUACAGGACCUUUGCUGAGUCAGGUCAUGCAUGCAUUCAAAACCGUUUCUAGCUCCAAGAGUAUAAUUGUAGAUAGAGCACCAUUAGAAUUGGAAAACUUUUUAAUCAAAGCAGGCUUUACAGAUCAGACAGUAAUUGUUAAGGAGAUGCCAUUAAAUCAUAGUGAGCAUGGCAAAUUAUAUUGGUAA